Arabidopsis lyrata subsp. lyrata is the source of this 1042-nucleotide messenger RNA. Its product is annotated as proteasome subunit beta type-6. Gene Ontology annotation, molecular function: threonine-type endopeptidase activity. NCBI's taxonomy places the organism in Eukaryota, Viridiplantae, Streptophyta, Magnoliopsida, Brassicales, Brassicaceae. Gene Ontology annotation, cellular component: proteasome core complex. Bases 171 to 872 code for a protein of 233 amino acids. The transcript is spliced from 8 exons. The record is from RefSeq and is a predicted model, not a curated record.
UAAUGUAAAACCAAAAAGAAAAAAAGGAAAGAGGCCGACUUGGGGUAUAAGCCAGAGUUGUUCUUAUAUUUCAAGCUUCCUUCUUCUCAUCAGUCAUCACCGGAAUCUAAUUUUUACUCGCAAAACUGAGCGUUUCUUUUCGUUUCUCAGAAGUUUCCAAUUCUACAGCGAUGGAUCUCAAUCUCGAUGCGCCUCACUCCAUGGGAACGACCAUCAUCGGCGUCACUUACAAUGGAGGUGUCGUCCUCGGAGCCGACUCGCGUACCAGCACCGGGAUGUACGUAGCGAAUCGAGCUUCUGAUAAGAUCACACAACUCACAGACAAUGUCUACGUCUGCCGCUCUGGAUCGGCUGCUGAUUCUCAGGUUGUCUCUGACUACGUCCGUUACUUCCUUCACCAGCAUACAAUUCAGCUCGGACAACCUGCAACUGUAAAGGUUUCUGCCAACCUUAUUAGGAUGCUCGCAUAUAAUAACAAGAACAUGCUCCAAACUGGUCUCAUCGUUGGAGGAUGGGAUAAGUAUGAGGGUGGGAAGAUCUACGGGAUCCCACUUGGUGGAACUGUAGUCGAGCAACCGUUUGCCAUUGGAGGCUCUGGUUCGAGCUAUCUUUACGGGUUCUUCGAUCAGGCCUGGAAAGAAAACAUGACCAAAGAAGAAGCCGAGCAACUUGUUGUGAAGGCGGUUUCACUAGCCAUCGCCCGUGAUGGAGCCAGUGGUGGUGUCGUACGGACUGUCAUAAUCAACUCAGAGGGAGUCACGAGAAACUUUUACCCUGGCGAUAAGUUGCAGCUUUGGCACGAGGAAUUGGAGCCCCAAAACUCACUCUUAGACAUCCUAAACGCCGCUGGUCCUGAACCAAUGGCCAUGUGAUCGGCAAACAACAAUCAAUUAUCUUACUCUGUUGGGCAAACAUUUUAGAUAUUUCAUUACAUUUUGCAGUGUCUUCAAGACUUUAAACUCUGUUUGUAAUGACCCGAUCUAUCUUUUUAAAAUGGAUAUCGUGUUUGUUAUGGCUAUGGUUAUAAUUCCUCUGUUCUCGA